Molecule: messenger RNA, 4177 nt
Organism: Clupea harengus (Atlantic herring)
Lineage: Eukaryota; Metazoa; Chordata; Actinopteri; Clupeiformes; Clupeidae
Gene: piwil2
Product: piwi-like RNA-mediated gene silencing 2
Molecular function (GO): protein binding; RNA binding
Source: RefSeq, a predicted model, not a curated record
CGGCAUACCUAGCCAGCUGUGUGUGUUGAACAUGUGAAGCAGCUAAUUAGCUAACUAAAAAGUCAGCUAAGUAAUAUGCAAAGGAAAUCUUAAAUUACUUGUGAUGGUGUGGUCAGCAGUAAACAUUACUGGAAGACAUGGAUCCGAAUAAACCACAAUUUCCUGGAGCCCCAGGUGCAAUCUGCACGCCAGAUGAAGCUCUCAUUGGACGUGGUCGCAGUUUGUUACUGCCAUUGGGGAAUGCAAGUUUUGGGAGAGGCAGGGGCUUCGAGCUCUUGGCUAAUGUACCAGGUGGUGAGUUUGGCAGAGGUUUGGCUUACCCAGACAUUGAACCCUCUGUUGGGCUUGCAAGAGGCCUGCCUUUGCCCUCAGAUGAUGGAGGGUUUGGUCGUGCUCGAGGGCUUUUUCUGUCAGCAGUUCAACCAUCAGUAGGGCUUGGCAGAGGGGCACUCCUUCCCAUGGAAUCUAGUGUGACGCCACCUCCCCUGGGUCAGCCCACUAAACCAGACUUGCCUCAAGGCAUGCCAUCACUACAAGCAGAAGAAGAGGAAGUGGCCAAGAAAAGCCAGGAUCAGGUCGCAAUGACAACUCCAGGCUCCUCCCUGGUGUCCAUGUUCAGAGGCAUGGGCAUUGAGUCUUCCAGGACCACCUGGGGAAGAGGGAUUAUGCCUGGGGUGAGCAGAGGUGCAGGAGGAGAUUUCGGAGUAGAACCUGUGAAACCCCAAGUGGGUGUAGGCGGCGCCAUCGGUUCCAGGGGAGAUGGACUACCGAAUGAGCUGAUGGGACGUGGUGGCAGCUGGCUGGGGCGAGGGCUCGGAGCAGGCAGAGCAACCAUUCCUGUUGUGGGAAUCGGGAGAGGGUCCACUUUGCCGUUCAUGCUCCCCCCCGGCCCAGCGGCCAUCGCUGCCGGCCUCAGCCCCCCCAUGACUGCAUCGCCACCCAAAGAACCCCCAGUGCCAACGGAGGCUUCUCCACCAAAAGGACCUUUACAGAUGGAGGCCACACGAGAGCCACUGCUGAAGGUCGGAACUAAGGGUAAUCCUCUAACUGUUGGUUCGAAUCACAUCCCAAUUCGGUGCAAGAAUGAAGCCGUGUACCAGUAUCAUGUAACCUUCACCCCAAAUGUUGAAUCCAUUGGAAUGAGAUUCGGCAUGAUGAAAGAACACCGCUCCACUACUGGGGAUGUGAUUGCAUUUGAUGGAUCAAUCCUCUAUCUCCCCCUUCGCCUCAACGAGGUGGUGCACCUGCAAAGUGAGAGAAAGACAGACAACCAAGAGAUCAAGAUUAAGAUCCAGAUGACCAAGAUCAUUCCCCCUAACUCUGAUCUUUGUCUCCCCUUCUACAAUGUUGUGCUGAGGAGGGUAAUGAAAAUCUUGGGAUUGAAAUUGGUCGGGCGAAAUCAUUAUGACCCCACCGUUGCUGUUAUUCUUGGAAAGCAUAGACUUCAGGUGUGGCCUGGAUAUGCCACCUGCAUCAAACACACUGACGGAGGCCUGUAUCUGUCUGUGGACGUGACCCACAAAGUGCUGCGGAAUGACUCUGUUCUGGAUGUCAUGCAUGCCAUCCACCAGCAGAGCAGAGAGAGUUUCCAGGAGGAGUGCACCAAAGAGCUCGUCGGCAGCAUCAUCAUCACCCGCUACAACAACCGCACCUAUCGCAUUGAUGACAUUGAGUGGUCAAAGUCCCCAAGAGACACCUUCACCCUGGAGGAUGGUACCCAGACCACUUUCAAGGACUACUACAGCAAAAACUACGGCAUUACCAUCAAAGAACAAGACCAGCCUCUCCUUGUGAAUCGCCCAAAAGAGAGGUCAAAGCCACAGGGAAAGGUUAUAACAGGAGAGAUCCUUCUGUUGCCGGAGUUGGCCUUCAUGACUGGAAUUCCAGACAAGAUGAGGAAGGAUUUUCAUGUCAUGAAGGACCUGACGCAGCACAUUAAUGUGGGUGGUGAGCAGCACACCCAGUCCCUCAAGCAGCUGCUCAUGAAGAUGAACACCAUUCCAGAAGCCCAGACGGAGCUGGCCCGCUGGGGCCUGGAGAUCACUACUGACAUCCUCAUGACUCAAGCGAGGACUCUGCCCCAAGAGACCAUCUGUCUGCAGAGGGCCUCCUUUGUACCGUCCGCUGAUGCUAGCUGGUCCAGAGAGGUGGUCAGAGAGGCCUCUAUCAGCUGUGUUCCCCUGAACUGCUGGGCCAUCUUCUACCCGCGGCGCGCUGCUAGUCAGGUUGAAGAGCUGGUAAACGCCUUUGGGAAGGUGGCAGGGCCUAUAGGCCUCAGGCUGUCCCGGCCCACGCACGUGGAGCUCAGGGAUGACCGCACUGACACGUACAUCAAAAGCAUCCACUCCCAACUCACCAGUGAUCCUAAUAUACAGCUGGUGAUUUGCAUUAUAACGGGCAACAAGGAUGACCUCUACAGUGCCAUCAAGAAACUGUGCUGUGUGCAGAGCCCAGUGCCCUCUCAGGCCAUCAAUGUGCGAACCAUCUCGCAGCCUCAAAAACUGAGGAGUAUCGCUCAAAAAAUCCUACUCCAGAUGAACGCCAAGCUGGGAGGAGAGCUGUGGUCUGUUAAUGUCCCAUUGAAACAGCUUAUGGUGAUUGGAGUCGAUGUUCAUCACGACACCAGCAAGAAAUACCGGUCUGUCAUGGGAUUUGUGGCCAGUCUGAACAGCACACUGACCAGAUGGUAUUCACGAGUGAUCUUCCAGAUGCCAAAUGAAGAGAUCAUCAGUGGGUUCAGAUCAUGCCUGCUGGGAGCCCUGCAAAAAUAUCAUGAGCAAAACCGCAGCUUCCCAGAGAAGAUUGUGAUCUAUCGGGAUGGUGUCUCCGAGGGUCAGCUGAAGACUGUGGAGCUGUUUGAGAUCCCACAGAUUCUCAAGUGCUUUGAGACAUAUCAAGACUAUGAGCCCAAGCUGGUCUUCAUUGUGGUUCAGAAGCGAGUCAGCACCACCCUGUACUCCUUCUCGGGCGACCGUGUUGGGGCACCUCCUCCUGGUACAGUCCUGGAUCACACAGUCACCAACAGAGACUUGGUGGAUUUCUACCUGAUGGCUCACAGCAUUCGCCAAGGUUGUGGCCUCCCUACCCACUACAUCUCUCUGUACAACACAGCCAACCUCACUCCAGACCACUUGCAAAGGCUGACCUUCAAGAUGUGCCACAUGUACUGGAACUGGCCUGGCACCAUUCGUGUGCCUGCACCGUGCAAGUACGCACACAAACUGGCGUUCCUCACUGGUCAGUCCCUCCACUCCGAGCCUUCCAUUAACCUUGCUGACAAACUCUAUUUCCUGUGAGCACUUAUGUGUGCAACACUAAUUUUAGUGUUGUUUCACGGUUGUGUCAGGAUUGUCAAAUGUACGACGUGAGCACCACAGGUGUUGAAAAUUAUGUAUGUUUUAAGUUUGCAUUUUUAUGAAAAUGAUUAAUCAGAAGCAGUAAUGUUCGUUUACUGAACUCAUAAGAUCCUCAGUUUAGUUUAACCUUUUUUUCUAAAUCUAUUCUUUUAUCAGAUUUGUCUCAACAGGCUUAAACCAGUUAUGUGUGGGUUUAUCUGUUGAAUGUUGGCUGUUCAGGUCCAAAUAAAAGAUUUGUAGAAAUGCUCUGAAGAUGUUUGAAGAGAUUUUUUGACCAGUAGCAUAAUUGAAAGUUCUGCCAUUAGGUGGCAGCAAUACAAUGAGGACGAUGGGUGAAAAAAAAAAAAAAAAACGGGUCAUGGAAUUUUCAUGGUGGCAAAAAUGUGUUUCUGCUAAAUUUGUAUUGGUUUUCUGAACACCAUAUUUCCAUGUCAGACUUGAUCAUUGAAAUGACAAAAUGUGCAGGAAAGAUUAGGCAUGUAAAAGCUUAAACAUAUGUAGCUCACCCCCUUACAAGUCCCAGUCCCAUAGCUAACAACAGGGGAACGCCUCGGUCCGGGUGGCCAUAUGAGCACCUGGUGCCAAGAGAGCAGGUCUUUGAGAAGAUGGUUAACAAGACGUUGACGAUGUCAGUCGGGGUCGGAACAGGUUAACGAGUUGGGUCACAACAAAUAAGAUCAGAGUGAUGUCUAAAUGGGAAAGGUCCAUCUCACAAAAGUGGGGACACACAUAUACAUACACAUAGAGGUUAUGUAAGAUUUGGUAAGAUUUAAGAAACAUCUGACCUGGAGGAAAUAUGCUGACUGCCAAAAUGCAUAGGC